Vicia faba (fava bean) is the source of this 1938-nucleotide messenger RNA. The record is from the annotation of a GenBank genome assembly. Lineage: Eukaryota; Viridiplantae; Streptophyta; Magnoliopsida; Fabales; Fabaceae.
AUGAAGAAGGAAGAAGUUUUGGUUUCAUUGAUGAACAAAUGCAGCACCACCCUCAAAACAUCCAAGCAAAUUCACGCUCAUCUCUACGUUACAGGCCUUCACACUCAUCCCUUCUUCUUCGGCAAACUCCUUCUCCAAUGCGCAACCUCCAUCUCCGACCAUGCUCUCCAGUACACCCUCCGUCUCUUCCAUCACUUCCCCAACCCCGACACUUUCAUGUACAACACCCUCAUCCGUUCACUCUCUCAUUCCCCUACCCCUCUCACUUCCAUCCAACCCUUCAUCCAUUUACUUCGCCACCCCACUCUCAUCCCGGAUAGCUUUUCCUUCGCUUUCGCACUCAAAGGGGUUGCUAACUAUGGUUUCUUGAAGAGACAAGGGAUUCAGCUACACUCUCAGGCUUUCCGUCAUGGACUUGAAGAUCAUAUAUUUGUUGGAACAACUUUGAUUAGUAUGUAUGCUGAAUGUGGGUGUUAUGGGUCUGCAAGGAAGGUGUUUGAGGAAAUGUCUCAACCGAAUGUUGUCGCGUGGAAUGCUGUUGUUACUGCUUGUUUUAGGGGUGGCCAUAUGGAGGGUGCUUGGGAUUUGUUUCAAAGGAUGCCUAUUAGGAAUUUGACUUCUUGGAAUGUGAUGCUUGCGGGUUAUGUUAAAGGCGGUGAGCUUGGGUUUGCAAGAAGAGUUUUUUCUGAAAUGCCCAUGAGAGAUGAUGUUUCUUGGAGUACUAUGAUUGUUGGGUUUGCGCAAGGUGGGUCUUUUGAUGAUUCUUUUGGGCUUUUUAGGGAGUUGCUGAGGGAGGGAAUUAGGCCGAGUGAGGUUAGUCUCACUGGGGUUUUAUCGGCUUGUGCGCAGGCUGGGGCCUUUGAGUUUGGUAAGAUUUUGCAUGGGUUUAUGGAGAAAGCUGGGUUUCUUUGUAUUGUUUCGGUUAAUAAUGCUCUUAUUGAUACUUACUCCAAGUGUGGAAAUGUUGAUAUGGCUAAGAUGGUCUUUCAAAAUAUGUCUGUUGUGAAGUGUAUUGUGUCUUGGACAUCUAUGAUAGCAGCAUUUGCGAUGCAUGGUCGUGGAGAUGAGGCUAUUCGACUUUUUCAUGAAAUGGAAAAGUCUGGAGUUACACCGGACGGUGUCACGUUCAUAUCUCUUCUUUAUGCUUGUAGCCAUAGUGGUUUGGUUGAUCAAGGGUGUGCUUUGUUUUCUAAGAUGAAGGAUUUGUAUGAAAUUGAACCUGCCAUUGAGCAUUAUGGUUGUAUGGUUGAUCUGUAUGGUCGAGCUGCUAGGUUGCAGGAGGCUUAUGAAUUUAUAUGUCAGAUGCCAAUUUCGCCUAAUGCAAUCAUUUGGAGGACCCUCCUCGGGGCUUGUAGCAUUCAUGGUAACAUUGAAUUGGCAGAGCUUGUGAAAGCAAGGCUUGCUGAAAUGGAUCCAAACAACUCUAGUGACCAUGUACUGCUCUCAAAUGUUUAUGCGGUUGCAGGGAAAUGGAAGGAUGUUGCUGGCAUAAGAAGAGCAAUGAUUGAGAAGAGCAUGAAAAAAACUCCUGGUUGGAGUAUGAUUGAAAUUGAUAAGGUCAUUUAUGGUUUUGUGGCAGGUGAAAAGCCUAACGAGGUUACCGAAGAGGCCCAUGAUAAACUGAGAGAAAUAAUGUUGAAACUCAGAACAGAAGAAGGUUAUGCGCCUCAGGUAAGGAGUGUUUUACAUGAUAUUGAAGAGGAAGAAAAAGAAGAUUCAGUAUCCAAGCACAGUGAGAAGCUUGCGGCAGCUUUUGGAAUAGCAAAACUUCCUAAAGGAAGGGUUUUGAGAAUAGUGAAGAACCUGAGAGUUUGCGGGGACUGCCAUACUGUAAUGAAGCUGAUUUCUAAAGUUUAUCAAGUAGAAAUCAUUGUGAGAGAUAGAAAUCGCUUUCACUCAUUCAAAGAUGGAUUUUGUUCCUGCAGAGAUUACUGGUGA